Messenger RNA from Vicia villosa (hairy vetch), 1782 nucleotides. Its product is annotated as zinc finger protein GAI-ASSOCIATED FACTOR 1-like. The transcript is spliced from 4 exons. The record is from RefSeq and is a predicted model, not a curated record. NCBI's taxonomy places the organism in Eukaryota, Viridiplantae, Streptophyta, Magnoliopsida, Fabales, Fabaceae. Bases 356 to 1603 code for a protein of 415 amino acids. Gene Ontology annotation, molecular function: DNA-binding transcription factor activity. Gene Ontology annotation, cellular component: nucleus.
ACCGAUAUUACCUUCUCUCUCCCUUUCCUAACUCAACCAUGGUUAACUAGCACACCACUUUAUCCUACUGGGUAUUCCUCCAUUAUACACACAUCAUAUCAUACUCAUCAAAAAAACAAAUAAUCACGCUCUUUCUCUUUCUUGUAGUAGAAAUUUCUCCGCCGCCACGUUCUGUUCACACCACCACCGCCCGAAAACUUUCUCCGCCGAUUCACCAUCCCGCCGGAAACACUCUCUACACAACUACUACACCUCUCCAUCACCAAAACAAAAUCAUUCAUCAUUCAUUUUCAAUAAAACCAAAACUUCAAUGUGUUCAUAAUAAUAACUUCAUUGAAUUGAUUCAGCUUCUACGAUGGAAGAAUCUCACAGAAAUCCUCCAUCAAUGCCACCACUUUCCACCACAUCGCCACCGCCAAAAAAGAAGCGAAACCUCCCUGGAAUGCCAGAUCCAGAUGCUGAAGUAAUCGCUUUAUCUCCGAACACUUUAUUAGCAACAAAUCGUUUCGUUUGCGAGAUCUGCAACAAAGGAUUCCAACGCGAACAGAAUCUGCAACUUCACCGGCGAGGCCAUAACAUGCCGUGGAAGCUCCGGCAGCGAGGGAGUAACGAAAAUCGCAAGAAAGUGUAUGUUUGUCCUGAACCUUCCUGUGUUCAUCACAAUCCGGCAAGAGCGUUAGGUGACCUCACCGGCGUGAAAAAGCACUUUAGUAGAAAGCACGGCGAGAAGAAGUGGAAAUGUGAACGUUGUUCGAAGAAUUACGCUGUGAAAUGUGAUUGGAAAGCGCAUAUGAAGUGUUGUGGAAGUAGAGAGUAUAAAUGCGAUUGCGGCACUUUGUUCUCUAGGAGAGAUAGUUUCAUUACGCACAGAGCGUUCUGUGAUGUUGUGGCGGCGGAUGAGAGUGGCAAAGGAGGUGGCAAUGUUGUUGACGCGGUGGUUUCUUCUCCGGCGACGGCUCCGGUGACUCCGUCAACGAUAUCUGCGGUGUCUCCGGCUUUGUCGUCUAUUCAGAGCUCAGAUAUUGCAGAAAACACAACAAGGCUGUCACCACCACCCUCUUCAAAUGCUAUCACUUCCACUUCUACUAGCUGUUACUCCUCAUUCAGCACUCUCAUGUCAAGUUUGACUCACUCAGAUUGCCCUGCAGCUUUCUCUGUCAAUGAACCCACCACCCUCUCACUUUUCACACCACUCUAUCUCUCCAACAACCAUGAUUACCCUGUUUCCCACUACAGCAAUGCAUCUCCACAACCUGCACUAUCUGCCACUGCAUUACUCCAUAAAGCUGCUCAAGUGGGUUCAUCUUCAUCUAAUGCAUCCUUGCUUCGUGCUUUAGGGUUGAAAGAAAACACUGUCAGUAGUAUUAACAGUACCACAACAGUACAAUGGAAGAAUGGUCAUGAUCAUGUAAAGCAAGAGAAUGAGCCUGUGGCAGAUUACCUUGGGCUUGGACUUCCCUGUGGGAAUGAAAUGAUAGGCUCAACAGGCCAGCCCAUGACCCGUGAUCUUCUUGGUUUAAGCAUGGGAUUGGGUAGAGGAGAUGAUAUUUCUGCAUUGCUCACAUCUUUUGGAGGGAACUUUGAUUCAUCCACAAAUAGAUGAGUUUAGACAAUUGAGUAGUGGCCCACCCCAGGAGUUUUUUGUGACUGGUAAAUCAGCCAACUCUCUUCUUUUUCUUUGGCAUCACUUGAGUUGGCUCUAGACAUAUAAUUGAUUCGAUUGUAAAAACUAGUACUUUUUGAAUAUUUAUAUGUAUAUAUACGUCUUUUUAGUUUGAUGUA